Molecule: messenger RNA, 405 nt
Organism: Coffea eugenioides
Lineage: Eukaryota; Viridiplantae; Streptophyta; Magnoliopsida; Gentianales; Rubiaceae
Product: phosphoserine phosphatase, chloroplastic-like
Exons: 4
Coding region: 1-405 (134 amino acids)
Biological process (GO): L-serine biosynthetic process; dephosphorylation
Cellular component (GO): cytoplasm
Molecular function (GO): magnesium ion binding
Source: RefSeq, a predicted model, not a curated record
AUGAGAAAUCUUAAAUCACAUACUUCAAUCAAUGCUUCGGUUCAGCUAUUGGAAGUCCCAAAAGAGGGUCGGUUCAACAAAGCAUUGCCAUCAAAAGAAAUCCUUGAGGUGUGGUGCAAUGCUGAUGUUGUAUGCUUUGACGUGGAUAGUACAGUAUGCCUAGAUGAGGGCAUUGAUGAACAUGCUGAGUUCUGCGGAGCUGGCAAGGCUGUUGUAGAAUGGACUACUAGAAUUUCUCGUGGGAUUGAUGAAUUAGUCAAGAAGAUGAAGGCUAGAAACACUGAUGUUUAUAUUAUCUCUGGAGGAUUUCGCCGAAUGAUCAAUCCUGUUGCAUCAAUUCUUGGAAUUCCUGUUGAUGGUGCAACUGAUCUUGAGGCAAAAAAGUGUUCAUCUUGUCUAGUUUGA